Messenger RNA from Megalops cyprinoides (Indo-Pacific tarpon), 883 nucleotides. It is a transcript of the gene psma4, whose product is annotated as proteasome 20S subunit alpha 4. Lineage: Eukaryota; Metazoa; Chordata; Actinopteri; Elopiformes; Megalopidae. Gene Ontology annotation, biological process: ubiquitin-dependent protein catabolic process. Gene Ontology annotation, cellular component: cytosol; proteasome core complex, alpha-subunit complex; nucleus. The coding region runs from base 61 to 852 and encodes 263 amino acids. The record is from RefSeq and is a predicted model, not a curated record. The transcript has 9 exons.
AUUAAACUGACAGGACCGGAAUCUAAAAGGGUUAUUUAUUUUUAAGAGGCAGCAUCAAUCAUGUCUCGUAGAUAUGAUUCACGGACGACCAUCUUUUCACCCGAAGGGCGCCUGUACCAGGUAGAAUACGCCAUGGAGGCUAUUGGCCAUGCUGGCACAUGCUUAGGGAUUCUGGCCAAUGAUGGGGUGUUGCUGGCAGCAGAAAGAAGGAACAUCCACAAGCUGCUGGAUGAGGUCUUUUUCUCAGAGAAGAUCUACAAACUGAAUGAGGACAUGGCCUGCAGUGUGGCAGGUAUAACGUCGGACGCCAACGUGUUGACCAAUGAGCUGAGGCUAAUUGCACAGAGGUACCUGUUGCAGUAUCAGGAGCCAAUCCCCUGUGAGCAGCUGGUCACAGCACUGUGUGACAUCAAGCAAGCGUACACGCAGUUUGGAGGGAAGAGGCCUUUCGGGGUGUCCCUGCUGUACAUGGGCUGGGACAAGCACUACGGCUUCCAGCUGUACCAGAGUGACCCCAGUGGAAACUACGGGGGCUGGAAGGCCACCUGCAUUGGCAACAACAGCGCGGCUGCUGUGUCCAUGCUGAAGCAGGAUUUCAAAGAGGGGGAGAUGACGCUGUCGUCUGCCCUGGCCCUGGCCAUCAAAGUGCUGAACAAAACCAUGGACGUGAGCAAGCUGUCUGCUGAGAAAGUGGAAAUUGCCACGCUGACCCGAGAGAAUGGGAAGACCAGGAUUAAGGUCCUGAAGCAGAAAGAGGUGGAGGAGCUGAUUAAGAAGCACGAAGCGGAGGAGGCAAAGGCUGAGAAAGACAAGAAGGAGAGGGAGCAGAAGGACAAGGACAAGGACAAAUAAGCAUCCAGCUCUCCCCUUUUUCUAAAGCAUG